Malus domestica (apple) is the source of this 1125-nucleotide messenger RNA. RefSeq lists its product as uncharacterized. The record is from RefSeq and is a predicted model, not a curated record. Gene Ontology annotation, cellular component: endoplasmic reticulum. Gene Ontology annotation, molecular function: metal ion binding; ubiquitin protein ligase activity; ubiquitin-like protein conjugating enzyme binding. NCBI's taxonomy places the organism in Eukaryota, Viridiplantae, Streptophyta, Magnoliopsida, Rosales, Rosaceae. Gene Ontology annotation, biological process: ubiquitin-dependent protein catabolic process.
AAUCUUCCACAAUCCGCGCGCACACGGAAAGACAAACAGGGACGCAGAGGGGAGGAGGGAGAGGGACGAUAGAGUUCCUCGGUUGCCUGCUUCUAUUAAUAGACAAAGACUUUUUAUACCCACGAAGCGCUGCAUAUUUUUCCUCUCUCUCUCUCUUCUCUCUCUCUCUGGCUACGGUUCCCAAUCAAAUUUCACUCGCCCUAAAGGUGUUUGCGUAUUGGAACUGUUGUGGCUACUGAGAUGGCAAGUGGUUUUGGGGAGUCAACAAGCGUGCCGCCCCAAAGCACGUCUUGCUCGGGUAACAAUGCCAACGAUGCAGGAGACUUCGAGUGCAAUAUUUGCUUCGAAUUAGCCCAAGACCCGAUCAUAACCCUUUGCGGCCACCUCUUUUGCUGGCCUUGCCUCUACAGAUGGCUCCACCAUCACUCGAAUUCCCAAGAGUGCCCGGUUUGCAAAGCCCUCGUACACGACGAGAAGUUAGUUCCUCUUUAUGGUAGGGGCAAGACGCAAACUGACCCAAGAUCAAAGUCAUAUCCAGGGAUCAACAUUCCCAAUCGCCCCUCUGCGCAGAGGCCUCAAACUGCCCCUCCUCCUGAUACCAAUCCUUUUGCCAAUUAUGGAUUUGGAUUCAUGGGCGGAUUUGUACCAAUGGCAACUGCAAGGAUUGGUAACUUCACGUUGGCGACUGCAUUUGGUGGUCUGAUACCGUCGUUGCUUAACAUUCAGUACCACGGGUUCCCUGAUGCUACUGUAUAUGGAACAACUUCAGGUUUCCCUUAUGCGUCAUUUAGUUCAUUUCACGGGGGCCAUGCUCACGGAUUCCCUCAGCCGGAAAAUCAUCAAGGGCAGCCGGGUGAUGUUUUGAAGUAUCUUUUUUUGUUGCUCGGUGUGUUUGUGAUCGUUGCGGUUAUUUUCGGUUCUUAAGUUAAACAUUGAAACCAACAUGGUUGUUUAGUGUUGCUGCUCUUCUUAUAUGUGUAAAUACGUUAGCUGCAUUUCUGUUUUUUGAGAGUUUUCCCCCUAGUUUACUACUUCUGGGGUCAAUUGUGUUAAAUGUUAUAAACAUCUGCAACGGACACAAGGGUUUCGUAAUAAACGGUUUGCACUCACUCUCUGAAAUUAUUU